GUUUCCAGGCGUAUGUUCCCGUAUGGCAGAACUCCAAUUGUCUAGAACUUCCGACAUUCGUACCCGAGUCGAAGAUUAUCUCAAUGACAAGGUACAAACUGCGGCCGAUCUUGACCAGCUGGACAGUCUCCUACAACAAAUUCAAGGCCAGCAGAACUUGUUGAAACAGCAGCUAGAAGAUGCGAAAAGAAGCCACCACGACGCUCAGACUCUUGUCGAAAAGAAAACCCAGGCCCUGAAACACAAAGCUGAAGACUUCCAAGUUCGAAAGGCUGAUGUUGACCGACGAUUACGGUCAUUGGCACAAACAGAUGUUAGCGAUGAUGCAGCCAGGAGCAUUGAAGCACGAAUAGGCAAGGUCCACAACUUGGAGAUCUCUCGAGGAUAUCUUGAUCUCAUCCACAGAGUUAACACAUUGAGUGCCCAAGUUACAGACAAACUCUUCUCGCAGCCAGACAUCUCGCUACAAGCGUAUCUCGACUUGAGGGCCCUAGUGGCGAAAGUCCAAGAGGCCCAGUCAGCCGCGGAGGGCGCCGCACCCCAGUUGGUGUAUGAGCUGGAGAACCAAAACAGAAUACUUUAUGAGAAGCUGAAGCAGAAGUUGGAAGAUGACCUUCGCAAAACACUGGAACAGAUGAAAUGGCCUAGUAAAGAAUUGAAUCUGUUAGGCAAUGUCCGAGAUCAGUGGAACCAACAAGUACGACUCCUUCUGGCGUUACAAGAACCCGACUUAGUAUCAGUGUUUGUCCGAGCAGAUGGAAGGGACUCUCCUGUUCCUGCGGAGCCUGUUAUCUUACUCCCUCUUGAGGUGAUGGUGCAACCACUUGCAGCAAGGUUUCAUUAUCACUUUUACGGAGAGAGGCCAACCAACCGACUGGACAAACCUGAAUACUUCCUCAAUCACAUAUUGGAUCUUCUCGACAGCCACAGUGGCUUCAUGUCAGAUAUGCUUGGCCCCAUAUUGGAUCAGCGAGCUGCAAAUUCUGAAGCCUUGGAGACCAUCUACACAGAUGCCAUCUCGACCUUUAUAACAGCAUUGUUACCUCUUGUUCUUGCUAAAUGUCUCUCAUUCCUCCCGCAAAUCUCUCAACAACCGCAACUACUAUCCCAUUUUAUGCAUGAGCUGAUGGGGUUUGAUGCUUCAAUUCGCGACACCUGGGGCUAUGUACCCAUUCCAAGGAUGUUGACUGAUUGGAAGGGGAUAACCUGGAAUGUUUUGAACACUCAUGGGUACUUUGGUGCAUGGCUCGCGGUGGAAAGGGAUUUCGCACUUACACGAUACAAAGAGAUCCGAGACGCUCCCGAUAGCGGUGACAUUGAUCUUGACGCUGAUUCUGCCCAGACCAAACCUACUAAGGGGGCCAUCAGAGUCAAUGACUUGCUCGAAACCAUCACAGAUCGGUACCGUGGUCUUGCAUCUUUCAGCCAGAGAAUGAAGUUUCUGCUAGAAAUUCAGUUGUCAAUCUUUGACGAUUACCAUAAUCAUCUCCACGGUGCACUGCAGGCAUACCUCGUGUCCUCGCACACGGCAGGACGACUUCUGCAGGGUCAAACGGAAUCACAUGCCUUUGGUCUCAAAGGACUCGAGUCUUUGGCCAAGAUCUAUGGAAGCGCGGAGUUUCUCCAGCGCAAAAUGUCUGACUGGAGCGACGACGUCUUUUUCUUGGAGUUAUGGGAUGAGCUGCAAUACCGCGCGAAAGCGAAUAGCAAUGGCGAUGCGUCGGUCGGUUCUGGUCUGAAUGUGGAUGAAGUCGCCGCUAGAACUUCUGAUAGCAUCAAGUCCACCGGUCUGGACGGCGAUGCCGAUACUGAUGGAAGCGGACUUUUUGACCAGACCGCUCUGGCAUAUCGACGACUGCGGGAACGUAGCGAAGAGGAGAUCCUCCGCGUAUUCGACGUCAACUUGAAAGGGGCCAUUGAUGCCUAUGCAAAAUAUAUGCAAUUCUCCUCCCUCGCCGCCACACCUUCAGAUGUUGCCUCGUUAAGCCCAUCUGCCAGUCUGGACGGCUUCUUCCAAACCACGUCAUUACUGCUGGGCUAUCUCGGCAAAGUUCUUGCACCUGGCUCAAUGCGACGGAUCACAAAGCAUUACUGUACUUCGACACAGCGAAGAAUCUACGACGGUGUUAUAAUGUCUCACACCUUUGCCGCUGCUGGUGCAACUCAGUUGAAGCGAGACAUGGCGGCCAUCGCAGAAAGUAUAGAUACGAGCACGAAGCUACGGGGAGUCGCUGGAGGAAGCAUGAAACGGCUAGAAGAAGCAGUCUUUCUUCUUACCCUCGAUGCUAAUAAGAGGGCAACCGUCAGCACUGAAAAUGGCGAUGACGAUGAUGGCUGGGGCUUCGAUGAAGAUGAGAAUGGCAAUUCAGCCAUUCCUGCCGCUGACGUCGAUGACAAGGAUUGGGGUUUGUGGGAUGCUGAGAAACUCAUCUUUCAGAGCAAUGAAGCAGCACGAAAAGCACUGGCAGAUAUGGCUCUGUACCACUUGAGUGAAGCUGAUGCCAGGAAUGUGUUGAAGAGAAGAGUCGAGCUGAACAAUUAGACACGAAGACUUGAGGAGGACAUGUCAGCACCUUGUAGUUUGCCAAUCUAUACACCAUGUAGG
Molecule: messenger RNA, 2605 nt
Organism: Exophiala oligosperma
Lineage: Eukaryota; Fungi; Ascomycota; Eurotiomycetes; Chaetothyriales; Herpotrichiellaceae
Exons: 2
Coding region: 23-2542 (839 amino acids)
Biological process (GO): regulation of ER to Golgi vesicle-mediated transport; endoplasmic reticulum to Golgi vesicle-mediated transport; retrograde vesicle-mediated transport, Golgi to endoplasmic reticulum
Cellular component (GO): Dsl1/NZR complex
Source: RefSeq, a predicted model, not a curated record